Molecule: messenger RNA, 676 nt
Organism: Drosophila serrata
Lineage: Eukaryota; Metazoa; Arthropoda; Insecta; Diptera; Drosophilidae
Source: RefSeq, a predicted model, not a curated record
UUCAGUUACAAAAAAUGCAUUUAACAAAAUGAAGGUUCUGCUGUUUCUAUACUUCUUGGCCGUGGUCAAAACAGAGGAAUUUAUAACAAUGCGACUAAAUGAUAUUGCUGAAAAAUACCGUCACCAAUCCUGGGGUAAUGGUGAAUUCUCCACUUGGGUCGAAAGAGUCUACUACGCUGGUAAAAAACCAAAGGGUAAUAAAGAAGAGAAAAAAAAGGUACUAGAUGCGUUCAUGCAAUACGAUACCCAACGUCAAUAUUUGGAGGACAAAAUAACCGAUCGGAUAAACGAAAUCGAAAGCCUUAUUCCCAAUAGACAGCUAUCACAAGUCUGUGUUACGGAUUACCAAGCCCAGAAAAGUCGUCUCCAAAGAGCCUAUAAGUUUUCGAAUAGUGAAAAGCAGAGAAUCAUAGAUGCAAACUCUAACAUUGUACUGCCCAAGAUGCUCCGCCACCACCUCCACCUCCACCUCCACCUGCAGAAACAAAAGAAGUUGAAGUCCGAUACGUCUAUGAAAAAAGGCGAGUUUUUGAUUUUUGGUAUUGGUUUUGGUGGGGUUAAUUUAUAAUAAUUCAAUCAGAAAUCGAAUGCAUGUUUCAUUUCAGCUAUGUUUUUUAUGCGAUUUGUAACAAGAAAAGGUUUAAUAAAGUCUUAAAAGGAAUCAGCAAUAAAUCAA